GCGAGCUGGGGCGCGAGGCGGAGGCGGUCAGCGGACCGACGCUGCUAGAGCUGAAGCGCGAGCCGGGCGAGGCCGCAGCCAGGGGCGGCAGGAGCGGCGGGAGCAGUGCUGGCCGUCUCCAUGGCGCCAGUGGCGCCCGUCUGAACAGCGCGGGCAGCGGCAGGCGGCGGCCGGUUCGGGCCGCGGCUCUUACUCACCAUGGGGGACGUGCUGUCUACGCACCUGGACGACGCCAGGCGCCAGCACAUCGCAGAGAAAACCGGGAAGAUCCUGACGGAGUUCCUCCGCUUCUACGAGGACCAGUAUGGUGUGGCCCUCUUCAACAGCAUGCGCCAUGAGAUUGAGGGCACCGGGGCGCCACAGGCCCAGCUGCUCUGGCGCAAGGUGCCCUUGGAUGAGCGCGUCAUCUUCUCGGGGAACCUCUUCCAGUACCAGGAGGACAACAAGAAGUGGAGGAACCGCUUCAGCCUCGUGCCGCACAACUACGGGCUGGUGCUCUACGAGAACAAAGUGGCUUAUGAGCGGCAGGUCCCCCCCCGAGCUGUCAUCAACAGUGCGGGCUACAAAAUUCUCACCUCCUUGGACCAGUACCUGGAGCUUGUUGGCAACUCCUUACCAGGGACCACAUCCAAAUCGGGCACUGCCCCCGUCCUCAAGUGCCCCACGCAGUUCCCGCUCAUCCUCUGGCAUCCUUCUGCACGUCACCACUACUUCUGCAUGAUGACGGAAGCCGAGCAGGACAAGUGGCAGGCUGUCCUGCAGGACUGCGUCCGGCACUGCAACAAUGGGAUCCCCGAGGACUCCAAGGUGGAGGGCCCCGCGUUCACUGACGCCAUCCGCAUGUACCGCCAGUCCAAGGAGCUGUACGGCACCUGGGAGAUGCUGUGUGGGAACGAGGUGCAGAUCCUGAGCAACCUGGUGAUGGAGGAGCUGGGCCCUGAGCUGAAGGCAGAGCUCGCCCCCCGGCUGAAGGGGAAGCCGCAGGAGCGACAGCGGCAGUGGAUCCAGAUCUCGGACACCGUGUACCGCAUGGUGUAUGAACAGGCCAAGGCACGCUUUGAGGCCGUGCUGUCCAAGCUACAGCUGGCCCGGCCGGCCAUGGAGGUGGUCAUCCGCACCGACAUGGACCAGGUCAUCACCUCCAAGGAGCAUCUGGCCAGCAAGAUCCGAGCCUCCAUCCUCCCCAAGGCGGAGGUGUGUGUCCGGAAUCAUGUCCAGCCCUAUAUCCCGUCCAUCCUGGAGGCCCUGAUGGUGCCCACCAGCCAGGGCUUCACCGAAGUGCGGGACGUCUUCUUCAAGGAGGUCACCGACAUGAACCUGAACGUCAUCAACGAGGGCGGCAUCGACAAGCUGGGCGAGUACAUGGAGAAGCUGUCCCAGCUGGCGUACCACCCCCUCAAGAUGCAGAGCUGCUAUGAGAAGAUGGAGCCGCUGCGGCUCGAUGGGCUGCAGCAGCGUUUCGACGUGUCCAGCACGUCUGUGUUCAAGCAGCGAGCCCAGAUCCUCAUGCGUGAGCAAAUGGACAACGCCGUGUACACCUUCGAGACCCUCCUGCACCAGGAGCUGGGCAAGGGGCCCACCAAGGAGGAGCUGUGCAAGUCCAUCCAGCGCAUCCUGGAGCGGGUGCUGAAGAAAUACGACUAUGACAGCAGCACCGUGCGGAAGCGCUUUUUCCGGGAAGCUCUGCUGCAGAUCACGAUCCCGUUCCUGCUCAAGAAGCUGGCGCCCACCUGCAAGUCGGAGCUCUCCCGGUUCCAGGAGCUGAUAUUCGAGGACUUUGCCAGGUUCAUCCUGGUGGAGAACACGUACGAGGAGGUGGUGGUGCAGACGGUCAUGAAGGACAUCCUGCAGGCUGUGAAGGAGGCCGCCGUGCAGAGGAAGCACAACCUGUACCGCGACAGCGUGGUCAUGCACAACAGCGACCCCAACCUGCACCUGCUGGCCGAGGGCGUGCCCAUCGACUGGGGCGAGGAGUACAGCGGCAGCGGUGACGGCGGCGAGGACCCCGGCGGCCCUGGUAUCCCGGAAGCUGCCACCCUCUCGGAGAAGCGCCGGCGUGCCAAGCAGGUGGUGUCCGUGGUCCAGGACGAGGAGGCGGGGCUGCCCUUCGACGCUGUCCCUGAGCCGCUACCACCUGCAUCCGCAGACAGCAUCGCCAAGCUCCGUGGCCUGCUGGCCCGGGAUCUGCAGGCCGAGAGCCCCCCGCUGGCCGGCCCCCUCCUCAAUGGGGCCCCCGCCCAGGAGAGCCCCCAGCCCGGGGCGGCCCCUGAGGCCGCCUCACCGCCUGCCUCACCCCUCCGGCAGCUCCCGCCUGGAAAGGCCUCGGACCUCGAGCCUCCCAAGCCCAGUGACCAGGAGACCGGGGAGCAGGUGUCCGGCCCUGGCGGCCGCCCCCCGAUCCAUACCACCACCGAGGACGGUGCAGGGGUGCAGACUGAGUUCUAGGCCAGUCGCCCCCGAGCUU
Physeter macrocephalus (sperm whale) is the source of this 2464-nucleotide messenger RNA. It is a transcript of the gene NIBAN2, whose product is annotated as niban apoptosis regulator 2. Bases 199 to 2445 code for a protein of 748 amino acids. The transcript has 14 exons. The record is from RefSeq and is a predicted model, not a curated record. Lineage: Eukaryota; Metazoa; Chordata; Mammalia; Artiodactyla; Physeteridae.